UUUUCCAUAAAAGUACUAGAGACCCUUUAAGAAUUUCUCUUUAUAAAGUCAAAGUCAGUUCUGCUUAAAACCAAAAUCCCAAUCAAAUUGUUUCUAAGUAAUAUUAAGAAAUAGGUGGCUAUAUCUCAAAUUGAUGGCUAAAAGCCAUAUCGCGGAGAUGUCAACAGUCUUGGAUUUCCAUGGUUAAGUAAGCUGUCUAGAGCUGAAAUAGUUGGGAUAGGGAUGGAGGGGAAAUACAAUGACACUGGACUAGAUGAAAAAGUAGAACCUUUUAGAAGUGUAUUUUGUAUGUAAUGGAAUAUGAGAAUGCAAACACACAUUGUUAUGAUUUUCAAAGCUUGUGUGUGUGUGUUUCGUAUUUUUCAUUUCUGCAUGCGUUAAAUAUAUGACUUAACAUGUACAUCUGUGAUAUAGUCCUGUCAUGGAAUUUGAACGUACACUUUUAAGUUCCCACCCAUACACAGAAAAAUCAGACUAUUCCUUUGCUUCUCUCCUCAUUUUUUUUCUUAUUAUUAUCUUGCUUAAUCUUCAAAUACCCCCUUAAGUAGCCCACCAACAGCAAUGAUAUAAGAGUUCAUAUUGUGGUAUGGAAUCAUCUUAGUUGAGAUUUUCAAAGCAGGGUGGGGAAUUUAGACACAUCUUCCAUUAAUUUGAACUCUCAGUUAUUGCAAUGCCUUGGGAUAUAGGGAACACCUGUUAAUUUCAGAUACUUUUUGCUUAUAUCCAUGACAGUUGUAGCCAUGACACUUGUAUGAUAAGAGAAUGUUUGCAGUCAGUUACUGUUACUGCAUGUGUACUUUAUUUAAUUUCUUAAAAUAAACACACUACUUCCCCAGCUGUCUCAGUGAAAGGCUAAAGGAACAGCUGUGGAGUAGCCAUCUCCGCUUGAUGGGGUGUAACUUUAGGAUGGGGUUAACCAUCUUUCUGUUACAGCCAUCUUCACUGAUGAGAAGGAAAGGCCAGUAUCUAUCAACCUCCUUGCUCCAUACUGCUGCCCCUCUGUUUCAUUCUCAUAGAGCUGUCCAUUAGUUACAUGCCACAGUGCCAAGGACACCUUGGAAGCUGCAAUGCAUGAGAGAUUUUAGUGCCACUGCGAGUUCCUAGGUGUGCUCUAUAUCCGAGGACAUUGCAAAAGUUUGAAAUGGAGCAACAGCCAAGACCUGACUACUUCAGAGCUAGAGCUAUGUUUCUUUUUUGUAGUAUCAGGGAAGCCAAAUAUUUACUUUUCACAUAACUGAAAUUAUUUGUUGAAAGAAUGUUAUGCGUUGGUGUAAUGUUUAAAUAUUGUUCCUUGUCCAUGUUAUGACUGAAUGUCCAGGGGCAACUUCCUUAAGCUUUGUGCUGCUCAGUUUUUCUACCUGUAAAAUGAAAAUACUUGUCUCAGAGGGAAAUUGAUGAAUGUUUCGUUAAUGGUGGUAAAGCACUUGGAAAGGCUUGGAAGUGCAAAGUUUUAUUAGUAGUGAAAUACAUACUGCAUGUAUAUAAAUCAGGGCAUCAGGGUAUCUUUGCAGGGAUAUUUGAUCCUAAAAAUGACUUUUAGUCACUCUAUUAAAUUGUGAAUAUGUAAUUUAGAUAUUGCCACUAACACUGACAAUUUAUAUGAACUAACUCACUCUCACGCUCUGCUGCUAGACAGAGAAUAUGGAGAAUAUUUGAUGUUCGUUGUCGGUUUGCCUGCCUGGGUAAAAUACGGAGUAUUCUGUGAAUAUCUCCCCUCAAUCUUACUGUGACACUGCGUGGUUUGUUUUGGCCUCAUCCAUAACGGUCAGGCCAAGAGUGUUAGGAUGCAUGUCAUCUCAUGUGUCUGUACUGUGCCUGAUGCAAAGGGCCCCAUUUCAUUUAGGCUUUUUGGGUGCUACUACAAUAUAAAUGAAAAUUUAGCUGUAAGGUCAUGUAAAGUAUGUAUAAGAAUAGUUUUUUAAAAACACUUUUGCAAGUGGUUACAGACUAACACUAUACUAUUUGAUACAAGGAGUAUCUUAUUCAAUUAAAACUGAAUGUGAUAUUGCAGGUGGGUAGUUACCCCAUGAAUUAUCCAUUAAUUUGGCCAGGUCAUAUGGGUUAAUUCUUCUACUCUUACAAAAAGUACCAUGGUGUUUCUAAUGGCCAGGAGAAGUUAGGAGGUUGCUUUUACUUCUCAUUUAAAGACAGUUCCAGCAGUGGCACAGUGCCCUUUAAGAAACUGAGUAGAAAUGUAAUUUGGACUCAGAGAAAAGUAUGACUUACUGCAUUGCCAACAGUACUUCCUGCACUAUAGUACCUAAGAAUUCCCUGAAGAUCUCCCAUCUAAAUACUGACCCAGUCAGCCCUAUUUAGAUUAUCAGACCUGACAAAAUCACAAACCAAGGUUGUGUGGCUACAGACCAUGCUGUUGAAAUGGAGUAGUCUUUCUGGUUCUGAAAAAAAAUCCCUCCACACAAGGGAUUUUUCCCAAUAUUGUUAUAAUGAUAUUGGUGCAAGUAACCACAAAAGGUACUAAACUGAAGAAUGUUAACUUUUAUUGAAUUUUUGAUAUUCUUGUUGGACAUUCGGACACAUUAAAGUUCUUUAUUUUGUCCUCACCAGUUCUUUAAUAUCAGUGCACAGCUAUGUGGCUGGAUUUUUUUAAGGAAAGCCCUGACUAAGAGCAGAUGUUUUCUCAACAGGAAAUAUCCCCUUGUCAUGAGAUUACGUGAACUGACCCUAAUUAGAACUCUUCACUUUUCUGAGCUAUUUUUGCAUUCACUUACGAGAGUGUUUAUGUUUUGGUUUACCUCUUCAGGAAGCCGUCUCACCCUCAACUUGAAGCUUUUGUUAGGCAUAUGUCCCAAGGCUCAGAAGCCCAAAUGGAUGGCACCCUGAGCAGCCUGCCUCGUUACCCCAGUCAUUCUUUGUGUGAAAUGGGAGAACUUACACAGACAGGUGUUGUACAGCACUUACAUAAUGGACAGCUAUUACGGGAAAUUUAUAUAAAGAAACAUAAACUGCUAUCAAGUGAUUGGACAGCAAAGCAUCUCUACUUGGAAACAACAGGAAAAAGUCGAACCCUGCAGAGUGGGCUAGCACUUCUGUAUACUUUCCUUCCAGAUUUUGAUUGGAAGAAAAUUAACAUAAAACAUCAGUGGAGCACUAUCUUUUGUUCUGGAAGCUGUGAUUGCCCAAUGAGAAACCAUUACCUAGAAGAGGAGCAACGCCGCCAGUAUAGCUUAAGGGUGAAAAACAGCCAUUUGGAGAGAACAUAUGUGGAUAUGGCAAAAAUAGUAGGCAUUCCCACUAGGCAAUUAAGAGCUUCUAACCCAAUAGAUUCUAUGUUGUGCCAUUUUUGCCACAAUGUCAGUUUCCCUUGUACUAAAAAUGGCUGCAUUGACAUUGAACACUUUAAGGUAAUUAAGACACACCAGUUAGAGGAUGAGAGAGAAAGACAAGAAAAGAAACUUUAUUUCUGGUAUGCACUACUGGCUAUUCAUCCUCUCCUUAAUCAGACUGUUAACCGGAUGCAGCGCAUUGCAGAAGGCAAGAAAGAAGAAUUAUUUGUCCUUUACUCAGCUCAUGAUGUAACCUUGUCACCUGUUCUCAGUGCCUUGGGCAUUACAGAAGCCAGGUUUCCAAGAUUUGCAGCCAGAUUAGUCUUUGAGUUGUGGCAGGAUGGGAAAAAACCCAGAGAACACUUUAUCCGCAUCCUAUAUAAUGGGUUUGAUGUCACAUUCCAGACCUUGUUUUGCCGGGAGCAUAACAUGCAUUCCAGCAAGCCCAUGUGUCCUCUGGAAAAGUUUGUUCAUUUUGUCAAAAGGGGCAUGUUUUCAGUUUUUAAUAGCACUAAUUAUUAUGAUGCAUGUCGCAGGAGACCAUUUUAAAGGGGGGUGUUGAGGAGAGGAAGAAAUGUUAAUUUGUGUUUUGACACAAGGUCUGUGUGUCUGUAUUGGUGGAGGGGGUCGAGUUCACCUUUUGGGUUUCCCAGUUCUUGUACAUUAAAGUACAAAAUAUUGCUUGAAACAGAUUUUAAUACAGUUGUAUUUUCAUCAGAAGACAUUCUAGAUGUUCUGGAGUAGAAAAUAAUUUGCUAGGUUAUUUUAGUAUGCGUAUGAACACAUUUGCUAAAUUAUCUGUAAUUAAUUGAUAAAUUAAAUAUGCUACUGUAAACUGGACAUUGCUUGAAAAAGUUUGAGAGUAUAGGUUUGGUUCCUCUGUAUUCUAGGGCAAUAUUUGGACACUGCAAGUUACCAUUUAUAAACAAAAUCGGUUUUUUCCACCAUAUUAUCAUGAUAAUUUUAAUACAUAAGGAGCACACUGGAUCAAAAGUAUUUUAUGAAUUCCAACCAUCUUUAGUAUAGUCUUGCUAAAGAAAUCCUGUGACAGGAACAUCCUUCCCUUUGCCAGAAAUAUUAGGGGACAAGUUGGCGGAAAUACACGCAUGUGUUUGAGCAUGCGCAAAUGUAUGCAUGUUUUUUUGCACACAGCCUUCUGAAAACUUGUCCCUCAGGUAGGUAUGCUGGAUAAAUGGAUAUAAACUUCUCUUCUUUGGCCUGGUCCACACUAACCCCCCACUUCGAACUAAGGUACGCAAAUUCAGCUACGUUAAUAACGUAGCUGAAUUCGAAGUACCUUAGUUCGAACUUACCGU
Messenger RNA from Chrysemys picta bellii (western painted turtle), 4600 nucleotides. NCBI's taxonomy places the organism in Eukaryota, Metazoa, Chordata, Testudines, Emydidae. The record is from RefSeq and is a predicted model, not a curated record.